CUCUUUGCAGCAUUAUCUGGAGGCUGCUGCUCCAGCCUCACCCACCUUGAAGCUUCAAGGAAUAUCUUCUGGCGCACGAAGUCCCGAGCGGCACCGGCUGCACUGCAACGCUUCCUCGGCAGUGCCAGGAUGCUGCAGCACCUGGGCCUGGCUGGCUGCAAGCUGCCACCUGAAGCGCUUAGGGCCCUUCUAGAUGGUCUUGCGCUCAACACGCAGAUCCGCGACCUGCACCUGGACCUCAGCGCAUGUGAGCUGCGCUCUGCGGGUGCCCAGGUGAUACAAGACUUAGUCUGUGAUGCGGGUGCAUUGAGCUCCUUGGAUCUGUCGGACAAUGGCUUUGGCUCCAAUAUGGUGACUCUGGUGCUCGCCAUUGGGAGGAGCCGGUCUCUGAAACACGUGGCCCUUGGAAGAAACUUCAACGUUCGGUGCAAGGAGACCCUAGACGAUGUCCUGCACCGGAUCGUCCAGCUCAUACAGGACGAUGACUGUCCCCUGCAGUCUCUGUCAGUGGCUGAGUCCCGGUUGAAGCAGGGUGCCAGCGUCUUGCUUCGGGCUUUGAGCACCAAUCCUAAACUGACAGCACUGGAUAUUAGUGGCAAUGCCAUAGGGGAUGCUGGCGCCAAGAUGCUAGCCAAGGCUCUACGAGUCAACACCAGGCUACGGUCUGUGAUCUGGGACCGAAACAACACAUCUGCUCUGGGCCUGCUGGAUGUGGCCCAAGCCCUGGAACAGAACCACAGCCUGAAGUCCAUGCCGCUGCCACUGAAUGAUGUAACACAGGCAAAUCGCAGCCGCCCAGAACUAACAGCACAAGCAGUCCAUCAGAUCCAAGCCUGUCUCUGGAGGAACAACCAGGCAGACCCUACUUCUGACCUCAAGCCCUGCCUUCAGCCCUUGGGUCUGAUUUCAGACCACUCAGAGCAGGAAGUGAAUGAACUAUGCCAGUCGGUGCAGGAGCAUGUGGAGCUGCUGGGCUGUGGGGCUGGGCCCCAGGGGGAGGUUGCUGUGCACCAGGCUGAGGAUGCCAUCCAGAACGCCAACUUCUCUCUCAGUAUCCUUCCCAUUCUGUAUGAGGCUGGGAGUUCUCCAAGCCAUCACUGGCAGCUGCGACAGAAGCUGGAGGGCCUCUUGGGUCAGGUGGGCGAGGUCUGUCGCCAGGACAUCCAGGACUUCACUCAGACUACACUGGAUACCACAAGGAGCCUUUGCCCACAGAUGUUGCAGAGACCUAGCUGGAAGGAGCAGCUAGAGGGAGUUCUGAUGGGCUCCAGGAGCCUUCCAGAACUGCUUCCAGAACAUCUGCUGCAAGAUGCCUUUACUAGGCUGAGGGACAUGCGCCUGUCAAUCACAGGGACCCUAGCAGAGAGCAUUGUGGCUCAGGCUCUUGAAGGUCUUCAUGCAGCCCGAGAUCGACUGAUGGAGAGUCUAGCUCAGCAGGCACCAGUGACAGUGGACCCUGCUGUACCAUCACUGGAUGGAGAUGAGCUCACCCACCUUGAGCCUGAGGGAUUGGAAGAUCUUUUCUUUCCCAUGGAGAAGGAAGAGGAGAGAGAGGAUAGCGGUUCUUCACGGAGAUGGCUUGAGCCCAGCUAUUGUAUGCACCUGGUCCCCUCCCUUCAUGGUGCUGCUGAGGAAGCAGAGUGGGACCCCGAGCUGGCAGCUCCGGGGGAAGAUGCAGAGCCGCAGGCUGGGCCGUCCGCACGCGGCUCGCCAAGCCCCGCCGCCCCGGGGCCACCCGCUGGCCCGCUGCCUCGCAUGGACCUGCCACCCGCCGGGCAACCCCUACGCCAUCCGACCCGGGCCCGGCCGCGGCCACGUCGCCAGCACCACCACCGCCCGCCGCCGGGGGGCCCCCAGGUGCCCCCAGCCCUGCUUCAAGAAGGGAAUGGGCUCACAGCUCGUGUGGACGAGGGUGUGGAAGAAUUCUUCUCCAAAAGGCUGAUCCAGCAGGAUCGCCUCUGGGCCCCAGAGGAGGAUCCAGGCACUGAGGGUGGUGCUCCUCCUGUGCCCCGCACACUCCGAAAGAAGCUGGGUACCCUAUUUGCCUUUAAGAAACCUCGGUCAACAAGGGGUCCAAGAUCGGAUCUAGAAACUAGCCCUGGAGCAGCCCCUCGUGCCAGAAAAACCACACUUGGGGACCUGCUUCGACCACCAGCCCGUCCAGGCCGGGGUGAGGAGCCUGCAGGGGCAGAAGGGGGCACUGGCAGCCCUGACUCUGCUCGCAGAAACCGGCCUCGGUACACACGAGAAAGCAAGGCCUACUCCAUGAUUCUGCUACCUGCUGAAGAGGAGGAAGCAACAGUGGGUGCCAGACCGGACAAGAGGCGGCCUCUGGAACGGGGAGACACAGAACUGGCUCCGUCUUUUGAGCAGCGGGUUCAAGUGAUGCUGCAGAGGAUCGGAGUAAGCCGGGCCAGUGGGGGUGCCGAAAGCAAGAGGAAGCAAAGCAAAGAUGGUGAGAUCAAGAAGGCAGGCUCAGAUGGUGACAUUAUGGACAGUUCCACAGAGACCCCUCCCAUCUCAAUCAAGUCCCGUACCCACUCUGUGUCUGCUGAUCCCUCAUGUAGGCCUGGGCCAGGGGGCCAGGGGCCUGAAUCUGCCACCUGGAAGACACUGGGGCAGCAGCUGAAUGCAGAGCUCAGAGGCCGUGGUUGGGGACAACAAGAUGGUCCAGGGCCCCCCUCCCCAUGUCCCAGCCCAAGUCUCCGAAGAACCAGCCCCUCCCCAGACAUCCUGAGUCUCCCAGAGGACCCUUGCUUGGGUCCUCGAAAUGAAGAUGGCCAGCUGAGGCCGAGGCCUCUCUCAGCAGGGCGGCGAGCCGUGUCUGUGCAUGAGGACCAGCUCCAGACCCCUGCGGGUGAGGGAGACACCUCUGUCUGUGCUUGAGUGCAGGAGAUGGGGGAGGGUGGGCUCCUGGACUUCUGUCUUGGUUCUGGGCCUUGGGCAGGACCAACAGUGCUGGAGCAAUCCAGAAACCCAAAGGCCCAGUGUAGUCCAAGAGUGACAAGCCCUUCCU
Molecule: messenger RNA, 3016 nt
Organism: Onychomys torridus (southern grasshopper mouse)
Lineage: Eukaryota; Metazoa; Chordata; Mammalia; Rodentia; Cricetidae
Gene: Carmil2
Product: capping protein regulator and myosin 1 linker 2
Exons: 23
Biological process (GO): cell migration; regulation of Arp2/3 complex-mediated actin nucleation
Cellular component (GO): lamellipodium; plasma membrane
Molecular function (GO): protein binding
Source: RefSeq, a predicted model, not a curated record